This is a messenger RNA of Varanus komodoensis (Komodo dragon), 1695 nucleotides long. It is a transcript of the gene TRAM1, whose product is annotated as translocation associated membrane protein 1. The coding region runs from base 265 to 1386 and encodes 373 amino acids. The record is from RefSeq and is a predicted model, not a curated record. The transcript has 11 exons. Gene Ontology annotation, biological process: protein insertion into ER membrane; SRP-dependent cotranslational protein targeting to membrane, translocation. NCBI's taxonomy places the organism in Eukaryota, Metazoa, Chordata, Lepidosauria, Squamata, Varanidae. Gene Ontology annotation, cellular component: endoplasmic reticulum membrane.
CCGGAAGGUGGUGGUGUUGCGACGCUUCAGAGCCUGCCAGAAUGGAGCGAGGCCCCUCUUUCCGGGCGGGGGAGGGGGGCGGGGGAGCGGGGACAACUAGCUGCGGUUUCGAGCGCUGCUACUAGAGAAGGGAAGAGGCGGAGAGGCCGCCCGGGCUUCUUCCUCUCCCUCCGCAGGCCCCGCCGCAGAGAGCGCGAGCGGGGCAGUGGUGGUGGUAGCUGGAGCACGGGCUGAGGCGGGGCUUGUCGCCGCGCUGUGCCCGCCAUGGCGAUCCGCAAGAAGAGCAACAAGAACCCGCCCGUGUUCAGCCACGAGUUCGUCGUGCAGAACCAUGCGGACAUUGUCUCCUGCAUGGCUAUGAUCUUUCUGCUGGGGCUCAUGUUCGAGGUCACAGCAAAAGUAGCUGUUGUCUUUGUUACUCUUCAGUACAAUGUUACUAUUCCUGCCACAGAAGAACCAUCUACAGACACAGUCACGUUGUAUCACUAUGGUAUCAAAGAUCUGGCUACUGUUUUCUUCUACAUGCUGGUGGCAAUAAUCAUACAUGCUAUUAUUCAAGAAUACGUAUUAGAUAAAAUUAACAGGAAAAUGCACUUUUCCAAAACAAAACACAGCAAGUUCAAUGAAUCUGGACAACUAAGUGCAUUCUACCUUUUCUCCUGUGUGUGGGGGACAAGCAUUCUUGUGUCUGAAAACUAUGUAUCUGAUCCAACCUCUCUCUGGAGGGACUAUCCGCAUACAUCAAUGCCGUUUCAGAUGAAGUUUUUUUACAUCUCUCAACUAGCUUACUGGUUCCAUGCUUUUCCAGAACUUUAUUUCCAGAAGACAAAGAAAGAGGACAUUCCUCGCCAACUUGUCUACAUUGGACUUUAUCUUUUCCAUAUUACUGGAGCUUAUCUGUUGAAUUUGACUCACCUUGGGCUUGUCCUUCUUGUGUUACAUUACGUUGUGGAAUUUCUGUUCCACAUUUCCAGACUAUUCUACUUCAGUGACGAAAAAUAUCAGAAAGGGUUUUCACUGUGGGCCGUUCUCUUUGUUCUGGGAAGACUCCUAACAUUGAUCCUUUCUGUCCUUACUGUUGGAUUUGGCCUUACGAGAGCAGAGAAUCAAACACUGGAUCUUAGUACUGGAAAUUUCAAUGUGCUACCAAUCAGAAUCAGUGUGCUGGCUUCCAUCUGUUUAACACAGGCCUUUAUGAUGUGGAAGUUCAUUAAUUUCCAACUGAGAAGGUGGAGAGAACAUUCUUUGCCUCCCCAGCCAGUGAAAAAGAAGUUUGUAACGGCUAAAGGCAAGCCCUCCAGAAAAGAAAGAGAAAAUGGAAUAAAUGGAACAUUAACCUCAAAUGGAGCAGACUCACCUCGCAGCAGGAAAGAAAAAUCAUCUUAAAACAGAAUUUUAUUAAGUUAAUUGACUAAUAUCCCCAAAGAGAACUUUUUACUUUGGAAAGUCCUUCAGCACCAGAGUUCCUAAUGUUAACAAAAAUAAAAUAAAAAUAAUGCUUUUUUUGAUUAUUGCUACCAUAAUGUUUUAUGCAACUUUUAAAAAUGUUUUAACUCAAAAGUGGGGGCCACAUUUUUUUUUAUAUCUUUGGAAAUGUUUUUGAGUACUGAUUGAAAUCCACUUGUCAAAAUCAGUGACACAAUCUGGCAUUCCUUCUAGCUUUACAGUGGUGAAUAAAGUCCAUUCCAAAAAUGA